AUGGCCCGUACGAAGCAAACUGCCCGCAAGUCCACCGGUGGCAAGGCGCCCCGCAAGCAGCUCGCCACCAAGGCGGCGCGCAAGUCCGCCCCGGCGACCGGCGGCGUGAAGAAGCCGCACAGGUACAGGCCCGGUACCGUCGCGCUCCGUGAGAUCCGCAAGUACCAGAAGUCCACCGAGCUCCUCAUCCGCAAGCUCCCGUUCCAGCGCCUCGUCCGCGAGAUCGCCCAGGACUUCAAGACGGACCUCCGCUUCCAGUCCUCCGCGAUCCUUGCGCUCCAGGAGGCGUCCGAGGCGUACCUCGUCGGCCUCUUCGAGGACACGAACCUCUGCGCGAUCCACGCCAAGCGUGUCACGAUCAUGCCCAAGGACAUCCAGCUCGCCCGCCGCAUCCGUGGUGAGCGCGCGUAA
Molecule: messenger RNA, 411 nt
Organism: Micromonas pusilla CCMP1545
Lineage: Eukaryota; Viridiplantae; Chlorophyta; Mamiellophyceae; Mamiellales; Mamiellaceae
Exons: 1
Coding region: 1-411 (136 amino acids)
Cellular component (GO): nucleosome; nucleus
Molecular function (GO): DNA binding; protein heterodimerization activity; structural constituent of chromatin
Source: RefSeq, a predicted model, not a curated record